Messenger RNA from Notothenia coriiceps (black rockcod), 1578 nucleotides. RefSeq names its product pogo transposable element derived with KRAB domain. The record is from RefSeq and is a predicted model, not a curated record. Gene Ontology annotation, molecular function: sequence-specific DNA binding. Lineage: Eukaryota; Metazoa; Chordata; Actinopteri; Perciformes; Nototheniidae. The coding region runs from base 240 to 1361 and encodes 373 amino acids. The transcript is spliced from 2 exons. Gene Ontology annotation, cellular component: nucleus.
GUGCUGUGAUUGGCUGAGCCGGAUGUAAACAACAGGGGGAAACAAGCGAAGCUACACGCUGGAUGAAAACAUGGAGAUUUAACUCAGAUUUAGGAUCUUUUGACGGUGUUUUUCUGUGAAGCCAGGUGGAAAAGACUUACUGCAGACGACAUCGUGACAACUGAAAACGUCUGUAUCACCGAAGAAGAAAACAGUUUACACAUAAGCUACACAGAAAACUGAGUCAGAACACAAACACAAUGCCUCCAAAAAGAAGAAGCUACACUGCAGCUUUCAAACUGCAGGUGAUCAAAUAUGCAGCGGAGAAGGGAAACCAACCAGCAAAGAGAGAGUUUGGAGUGAGUGAGAAACUGGUGAGGGACUGGUGCAAAGCGGAGGCAACGCUCAUCUCAAUGAAGAAAACAAAGCGGGCUAAUCGCGGUCUGAAAGCUCGAUGGCCCGAGCUGGAGCAACGAGUCCACACAUGGGUCCUCGGACAGAAAGCUGCAGGGUUAUCAACGGUGAAGUUACGUCUCCACGCUCAGCGGGUUGCCAAGGAGAUGAAGAUUAUGGAUUUUUCCGCUGGCCCCUCCUGGUGUUUCCGUUUCAUGAAAAGAAACCACGUGUCGAUCAGAGCCAAGAUGAGUCAGGAAGUGACCGACUCCCAGGCCAAGAUGGACAGUUUCCGAGCCUUCAUUGAAAAGGAGGUCGCUGCACACGAUGUGUCAUCAGAUCACAUCCUUCACAUGCAGGAAGUACCGCUCACUGUUUACAUCCCCAUGAGCCAGAAGAGCGUUGGGACUCAUGAGAGGUGGAUCUUCACGGUGGUGCUAGCAUGCUGCGGAGACGGCUCCAAACUGCCACCAAUGGUCAUCUUCAAACAGAAGAGCAUGCCGAAAGCACACUGCUCGUCCUCUAUUGUUGUGACCGCGAAUGAGAAAGGGUGCAUGAACGAGGAGACGAUGAGCCUGUGGCUGGCAGAGUGCUAUUGUAAACGUCCUGAGGGCUUCUUUAAAACACACAAAGCCCUGCUUGUGAUGGACAGCCAGCGAGGAGCACAUAUCAGCGAACGAAGCAAAGCCACGAUCAAAGCCUGCAACUCCAUAGCUGCCGUCAUCCCCGCAGAACUCACCGAGUUCCUGCAGCCGCUCCACGCCUCAGUCAGCCGGAGCUUUACGGCUGUGUUUCGUCAGCUGUGGGACACGUGGAUGGUGGAUGGGGAGCACGUCACUUUCCAGGGUGUUGUGGGAUGGGUCAACUCAGCGUGGGCUUCAGUGACGAGCCACUGCAUCCUGAAGGGAUUCAGAAAGGCCGCUCUGAUCGGAGCGGAUUCUGAGGGUGAGUCUUGUUGGGGGAUGUGUUCCUAUAGGCCCUUCCUUUGACCCCGUUUAUCAGUCUGCACUGAGCACAGGCGGGACACCUUGUUCCUGCCCGAUAGAGCUUCUAGAGCUUCAUCUGCUCAUUAUCCGGGGUCUCUGGUAGAGACCUUCUCUGGUAGAGAGAGACCUUCUCUGGUAGAGACCUUCUCUGGUAGAGAGAGACCUUCUCCGGUAGAGACCUUCUCUGGUAGAGACCUUCUCUGGUAGAAGAGACCUUCUC